CGGGCCUUCGCGAUGGGUCGUGGCGGAGGAUUGGUCUUCACGGGCAUGCCGCGGAGGAGAGAGGUCCUCGGAACCGGAAUCAUUCGAUGGGAAAAGGUUAUCAACCCGGAUGGGUCGGUGACUUGGCAAGAGGCCCAACCCACUACAGCAUCGGUCAAUUCCAAGAAGGAAGAGAAGGGCACAAAGGCUGAGAAGCAAAAGCUCGAAAGACCAAGCUGGAUUGAAACCAAGAAGGAGGCCACCACCACCAACACGAAGCGGCCUGCCAAGGAAGUGGAGGACCUCACAGCACAGAAGGAGCCGAAGGUAGAAGCGGCGAGACCCAGACGUGCUUUCAGCUUCCACCAGACAGAGGAGAAGAAGACCGAACGGGCGGAGAAGACCACCACCCACGUCGAGGAAAUCCGUUUCAGCGCGCCGAUCCGGAAGGACGACGAAAAGAAGGGGGGUUUUGUCGCUGGACUCGCCACCAAGUUCGGCAGCACGAAGAAAGCAGAGGAUAUGCCCAACCCGAAGAAGGACGUACCCCUACAAGUUGAGAUUCAACCUACCUCGGCCUCUACCUCUACGCACCACACUUUCCUCCACUUACCCACCGAGGAGAAACUCAACACACCACCACCCCCUCUCAGCCCACCAACGACACAAGAGAAGAAAAUCAACCCCAUUGCCGACGACUACUUCUCUCACUCCCACUGGUCAAUCCGCGACGAUAGCAAGCAAGAAUCCGACGCCGAACUCGCCCAGCGCCUCGCCAACACCGAAAAGAUCUUUCGCCAACAAGAACAAAAGAUCCAAGCCGCUCUCGACAGGAUUCGCGAUCUGGAACGCCAACUUGCCUCGGGCUUCACAACUGCAACUGCAACCGGCGAAAAGGAUGAUGAUGAAGAAGUCCAAACAGAAACCGGCACCACCAAAACAUGGGACAACGAGUCCAUCGCAGCCGGCGGGCGCGAAUCCGGGCCACACUUUAGACAGUUGCAGCAUGGCAACUCCUCUUCAAAAGGUCCGCUCCCCUGUUUCUCUGGUGAUGAACCGCCCUUCCAUUAUCGGGUUUUGACCGUCAACAGCCACAAGCCCCAAGUGAUCAACAACAACAACAUGAACGUCCGAGAGCAGCGACACCACCUUCAUCACGAGGACAUCGUCAUCGACAACAGCGACAGCGACGACAACAACAGCAGGACACCCAGUCCCAUAGCAGUCACUUUCAACAUCCCUGCACCACCACCACCAAAGCCGGCAGCUGCUAGUCUCAACCCUCCUCCUCCUCCUUCCAAAAGACAACAACAGCUUCCCACCAAGACCGCCUUUUCUUUGGAUCCCAUAACCAAAAGCCCUCAAUCCUUUGUCCUCCAAAGUCUCAAACAUGAACCCACCCCAUCUUCAUCUGCGAUCCCCCUUAUCACCUUCAUCACCUUCUUCUUCAUCCACAUUAUCCCCCACAACCCCUACAUUCCCCCCAACACCGACAUCACCAUCACCAACAACAACAACCCCCACCAAACCCUCCUUCUGCAUCCCCCCCUCUCCUCAUCCUCAUCCAUAUCCUCCAAACUCAAGCGCCAACAGACCCCCAAGCAGACCAACCUACCACCGCUCCGUCUCCAACUUUAA
This is a messenger RNA of Neurospora crassa OR74A, 1617 nucleotides long. RefSeq lists its product as hypothetical. The record is from RefSeq and is a predicted model, not a curated record. NCBI's taxonomy places the organism in Eukaryota, Fungi, Ascomycota, Sordariomycetes, Sordariales, Sordariaceae. The coding region runs from base 13 to 1617 and encodes 534 amino acids. The transcript has 2 exons.